This is a messenger RNA of Parasteatoda tepidariorum (common house spider), 612 nucleotides long. It is a transcript of the gene ND-B18, whose product is annotated as NADH dehydrogenase (ubiquinone) B18 subunit. The record is from RefSeq and is a predicted model, not a curated record. Gene Ontology annotation, cellular component: mitochondrion; respiratory chain complex I. NCBI's taxonomy places the organism in Eukaryota, Metazoa, Arthropoda, Arachnida, Araneae, Theridiidae.
CUAAAAAGACGAAUAUAGGCAGACGGAUGCGUACCUAUGUAUCCCUAAAGGGUCAUCAUCAAAAUAUAAACAAUUUUAUCACUGGGCUGCAUUUGAGUGUAACUUUGAGGCUUCUGCCUAUAAUUUAUAUUUAAUUGUUUGAUAAUAUUCUUUCAUUUCAUCUGAAUAUGGGUAGCAGGCAGUCUAUCUGGUUUCAACCAGAUUUGGCUGAACCAGAGCAGCCGUUUGUAUCUAACUUCGACCCAAUGUUAGGAUUUCCGAAUGGAAGGAAAGUUAGAACUGUGAAAACUACCGUAGAAGAAAUGGAAUCUGCUCAAAUACCUCCAGACUUGCGAGAUUACUGCAUAGAUUACUAUAUGAAAUAUCUGGAAUGCAGACAGAAAGUUUUUCCAUGGAAUUACAAAUGCGCUCAUGAGAUUCAUGACUAUCAUAAUUGCCAAUUUCAAGACCAUGAAUUACGAAUGAAAGAAUAUGAACGUGAAAGAAGACUACAAGAGAAGCUUGCUAAACAAGAAGCUGAAGAUUAGAUAAAAAUUAUUUUGUACAAAAACUUUCUGUGUAGCAUUAAACUUUUACUAUUUAGAAAUUAAAUUGUGUUGUUGAACUAUUUAA